Anneissia japonica is the source of this 3029-nucleotide messenger RNA. RefSeq lists its product as uncharacterized. The transcript is spliced from 5 exons. Lineage: Eukaryota; Metazoa; Echinodermata; Crinoidea; Comatulida; Comatulidae. Bases 18 to 878 code for a protein of 286 amino acids. The record is from RefSeq and is a predicted model, not a curated record.
CGACCUUUUUUGUUGCCAUGUUUCUAUUGGCUAAUUGUUACGGUUUUUCCAUCGUGAUUUUGAACCGCUCGUUUAUGAACAAACCUCAUACAAAGAGCGGUCUAAUUGUGCGUGCUUAUUUUGAUUUUUACAUCGGUAUAAAGAGAGUAAUCAUCAGCAUGCCUGUGUCAGAAAUAAGUUGGACAUUACCAUCACAGCCUUGUUUUCAGCUGUAUGGUACCAAAAGGAAAAACACUGACAAAGAAGAACAAGUGAUACAAGAUUCAUUGGUUAUUCCAUAUGCUAAAAAGAUGUGCUUUUUACCAUUAGAACAAGGUCAAAGGAAUCAACAAAGUAUAGCUAAAAAUGAAUGGCUAGAAAACUCAAAGAACUUAGAGCAUAACGGCUCAAACACACAGCAUGUAAAUAUUGUUAUGCAACAAACACAAUGCACAGAUACUCAAGCAAAUGAAAAUUCUAUAGAAAUGAUGGACAGUGAUGUUGCAAUGGAAGAAACAUCUUUGAACAAUGAGCAAAUUCAACAUAUAAAUUCCUAUCAACAGCAGCAUCUAAAACAACAAGAACUUGGACAACAGAGAGAGCUUCUUAUCAAGCGUACUGAAAAAUUGGAAGAACAACUUAAGUUUAUACAAGAACAAGGUGUUGAGAGCAAUGAUUACUGGGCAGCGCCCUCUGACGACAGUCGGCUUACCAUGCAGGAUGAAUUAGAACAGGCAAGAAUACAAAUGGAGUCAGAUUUUUCUCCAGAUCCCUACCAGUAUAGUUACCAUUCUGGUCCAGAUGCACUUCCACUUAUGGGGUAUGAUGUUAAAAGCAAAGUACGCUGCUAUUGCAAACCUACGUGGGAGGGUGUAAUGAGCCAAAACUGCUUUAUGUGAUGAUGAUGAUACACUGAAAUAAUAUUAGAUAUAUCAGCUGGUUUCAUAAGCAUUGCAUUAUGGACCAAGAGUGUAAACUAUAAAUCCUAAAGGUAUUACUUAUAUAAAGUAGGGAUUUAUGCUCAAGGCUAGGCCUUAGUGCAUGUUUGAAGGCCUAAAAAGGGGACAUAGGUUUGUAAGGACAAAAAGGUGCAUGCUUCGAAGCCUAAGAAUGCAAUGUCAAAUUUAAUACGUUUUGUAGUAAUUAUGUAAAUUAUAAAUUGAGAUUUACUGCUGUAGCUGGAUACUUGUAGCAAUUACUUUCUUACCUAUCAGUGCUGUGAAUAUUUGUGUUUUCUACAUCAAAGGCCAAGAAUGUGACCUUUCUCAUUUAUAAAUUCAAAUUAGAAACUAAUUUACCGUACUCACGCGGAUAAGCGCCCAGGCGCUUAAAAUAAUUUUUUUUUGCACUUUUUGAGGGGCGCUUAUUCGAGAGGGGCGCUUAUUCACGCGAGUACAGUAUAUUUUUACUUGUCUAAAGUGCAUACAGUACCUUUGUGUGUUAUAGAUGUAAUGUUUUCAUUACAUGGAUAUUCCAAUCAUUUUUUAGUAUUUUCUUUUAUAAAUAGUUUUAGAUUUGAAAAAAAAGUCAACCAUUUGUCUUUAUUUAUACAUGUUUUAAAGGCUAUAAUCUUUGAUACCAAUUUUUAAGUUUCAUAAUACCGUACUAUACACUACUGUAGUUUAAUUUAAUACUACUGUAUAUGAUAUUUUCACUAACAUGUAACAGUAAAAAUUGGUUUUUAUUGAAUGUUUGAUACAGUCACACCAGACAGGUUUAUACUGUAAUAACUUAUGUUACAUGUACAGUACAAUGUUGUAUUUAUUUCUAUAGUAGUAAUAGUACUGUACAUUAGUUCAGGAACGAAUAACCUUUCCCUGGGGUCGGUAGCAACAUAUUUAAUGGUUUGAUUGCGAGUUGAAAAAAACCCUCAUUCCUGUGCUGGUCACAUUGUUUUUGCCAACCACUGAAAAAGGGGUGCCAAGUCCAGUAGGAGUCUCCCAGAAGUCAACAUGUUUCCCCCACUCCCUUGAACAAGCAAAAGUCUAAAGCAGCCUAAUCCACCUUCUGUAAGUUCGGAAUGUUUGCAUAUUGUUUUUUUACUAUGGUGUUAUUAAUAAUCUUUCCUUGAAGUCAGCUUAAAAAAAAAAAAAAAAUGUGUUCUGUACUAUAUAUAUCACCAAACAUUUAGUAAUAGUCAUUUUAUAGUGCAGGGGUGGCACCAGGAUUGGCCCGGCGGAGGUCUGAUGACAAGAACAAAGUGGGUUUGGUCGGGUGUCGCUUAAAAUCUUCUGAAAUUGGUCCUUGGGGCGAAGCCCCAAAGUUGAUGACAAUUUUGGGGUUUCAAAUGCUUAUUUAAUCGAUUUUAGAGUCAACCCACAUGUAGAAAAAAUGCUUAUUUAAUCGAUUUUAGAGUCAACCCACAUGUAGAAAAUACAUUAUUUUUUCUCCCAAACGGAGGGCCCAGUUGGUGCCACUCCUGCUUUAGUGUUUUGUCUGAGUAUUUUUCUGUGUGUGACACUAUUAUUUUAUUGUUUACUUUUAUUUUUGUGGUGCUUACUAGCUAGCAAACAUAGUAUAGUGCAGUGCAUUGUGUUAGGUAUAGUGUAUUUCACAAUACAUUUAGUUACCUUUUAUAAAUUCCAAAGAUUAUAAUGUUCAUGUGAACAUGAUAUAAUGUGCCUCACUCUGUUCACAUUGCAUACCAGUAAACAUUUUGAAUAUUGGAUUAUAUUUUGAAAUUAUUAAUUGAUAUUGUUGUAAUUAUUACUGUAUAAAGAAAUUCAUAUCGGUGUAUUAAUAAUGUUAUUCUCUUGCGUACUUGGUUUGACUGCAGUGUGUUUGUUCGCCUUGUUCUAAAUACAAUUCUAACUUGCCUGGGUUGUUUUUAUUUGAGCCAGUGAGAUAAUCCACUUAUUGUGUGUGACAGUUCUGUUUUUUUGUAGUGCUUACUACCUAGCAGAUCUUGCAUAGUGACAUGCAUAACAUAAACAUUCACAAAUAAGUAAAUUGACAAUAGCACAUACAGUAAAUGUUCCACUGUUAGUGUUGGGUGCUACAAAUGAUUGAUGAUUGUAUCAAUUGAUUAUUAAUUAUAAUGCAAAUUAGAA